This is a messenger RNA of Ostrinia furnacalis (Asian corn borer), 1503 nucleotides long. It is a transcript of the gene Mnr, whose product is annotated as Membrane-bound Notch regulator. Bases 166 to 1272 code for a protein of 368 amino acids. NCBI's taxonomy places the organism in Eukaryota, Metazoa, Arthropoda, Insecta, Lepidoptera, Crambidae. The record is from RefSeq and is a predicted model, not a curated record. The transcript is spliced from 5 exons.
UGUUAUCUCUCCAAGCCCGAGUCCGAGCACAGAGACUUCAGUCAUUCGCGGUUCAAGUUUGUGUAUUAUCGUCACCUUGUUUUACGCAGUUCUGUAACGCGGUCGUGAAUUUGUGACUCUCCAUUAAAUAAUAAAGGAAGCUAAAAUUGCUCUGUGCCCACCGCGAUGGAUUGGAAGACUGCGCUAAUAGCCUUCGCGUUAGUUCUCUAUGCUGACGGAUUUUCAAAAUACGGCCGAACAUGCAAAGACAUAGGAUGUCUCAACAGCGAAGUGUGCGUGUUAGCUGAGGACCCCUGCUCCUUCGGGCACUCGUCCAACUGUGGGACAUACCCCACUUGCAAGAAGAAGUCGCAAGUUGAAGGAUCACACGCAGAGCCUGCGAAGCCAUCUGUGACAACGCCCAAACCUCAAACGCAUAACUUUGACUCAGCCCCUAACUACCCCGCCCCGGCCCCACCGUCGGGAGGAAACUCCCCUUACGGAGGAAGCUCCCCUUACGGAAAUAACUCCCCAUACGGCAAUAACUCCCCUUACGGGAGCAACACUAACACUGGUGGUAACUCCCCGUAUGGAGGCAACUCCCCUUACGGGAGCAACACUAAUACUGGUGGUAACUCCCCGUAUGGAGGCAACUCCCCUUACGGGAGCAACACUAAUACUGGUGGUAACUCCCCGUAUGGAGGCAACUCUCCUUACGGAGGCAACUCCCCAUACGGCGGAAACUCGCCCUAUGGGGGAAGUUCGCCUUACGGAGGGUCAUCCAACGGAGGGCAUAGCCCAUACGGAGGUAAUUCCCACGGUGGCUCUAAUCCCAGCCCUUUCGGAGGUUUCGGUGGCAGUUCAGGUAGCAACGGAAAUCCCAUCGACAGCAUUCUGAACACCAUAAACAAAUACGCUGGUGGGAACACCGGCGGCGGUGGCACUAAACCUGGAACCGGCUCAGGCGGAUCAGGCGGUUUCUCCAACAUCUUCGGAAGCAUCCUUAGUGAUAUAACCAAGAACGGAGGUUUGAACAACUUAUUCAACUCGAGACCGAUUAUGGAGAAUCCUAAUUACUCUUCUUAUAGCUCCAAUUCCAGGAGUUCUAACCCUCAGUAUUAUCCAUCAGGUCAACCGAGCUAUCAGACCCCCACCCAAAACAAGAAUUACGGGCAAAGCAACACCCAUCAUAGUGCGGGCACCACACACAAACCAGUGUCGUACGGAUGGAACGUUGGUAUCGCAAUGGUAGUGAUGUGCCUGAUACACCGAUAUAUCCAGACGUCAGUAUAGUGAAUAAGUUAGAAUAAAAAUAAAAUGUUAUAAGCCGCAAAUAAUAAAGCUUAUUAGCUUAUCCGAAACUAUUGGGAUUAGAAAUGAGAUUAAAAUAAAAAACUCAAAUUGAAUCUCUUAACUUUAAUAAUACAGACUAGAAAACAUGAGCAAUAAGUAAAUGGCUUACAAAGUUAUGGUACCUCAGUUAUAAUAUUGUAAAACGUAAGUAAAAUAUUGAAUGUUUUUGUU